UGAGAAAAGAAAAAGAGUCAAUUUUGAAUACAACUCGGCUCCAAUUUCUUCUCCAAUUCUACAAAACCAAAUCCUCCAACCAAAACAAACAAUGAAAACCCAUCUCUCAAACCUCCCUCUCUUCAUCUCUGAUUCUUUCAUUUCAAUCAGAUUCAGAUUCUUUCAUUUCCUUUCCAACUUGCUCUGUUGUUAUCAUUAUUUUUAUUCUGUUUUAGAUUAAUCAAUCAGUUUGUUCGUUGGAUUUCUAAUAUCUUCUUGUAAAUCAUUUUUCUUCUCUAUCAAUUGAUUUCUGAUUGAUUGAUAUAACAAUCAUCAAAAUCUUCGGCCCAAUUUCCUUGAAACCACCCCCCACCCCCCGGAAUAUGGGAAUCCAAGGUGACAAGGUGAGAUUUAAUGUCGGAGGCAAAAUCUUUGAAACAACAGCAACAACACUUGCAAACGCAGGUAGGAAUUCAAUGUUUGGAGCUAUGUUUGAUGAUGAAUGGAACCUAAGACCAAGAGAAAUCAACGAAGAACACUUCAUAGAUCGAAACUCGGAUUGUUUCUCUGUUCUGCUCGAUGUUUUAAGAACAGGUGAGCUUUAUAUCCCACCUAACAUACCUGAAAAAUUACUCUACAGAGAAGCUCUAUUUUACGGUGUCCUUGAUCAUGUCAGAAGUGCAAAAUGGGGACAAUUCGAUGGUAACAGGUUAAGGCUAACAGGUUCAGUUAGAGGUCGUGCUCCUGGUGAUGGUACUGCAAUUAGAGCUGGUCCUGAUGGUGGUGUUGCUGUUGCACAUGGUAGUAUGGUCCAUGUUUACGAUUGGAUGCUCGAAGAACAUCCGCCGCUAAAUCUCGAUUAUCAAAGAGUGAAUGAUGUUGGAUGGAUUGAUUCAGAGAGUAUUGUGAUUAGUGCUUGUGAAAGAUUAGGCAGAGAAGAUGGUGGUAUGGGUCUCUUCAGUUCGUCUUCAGGGGAUCUAAGGUAUAAGUUUCAGGUGAACCAUGAGAAUCAGGUGAAAAGCUUUACUGCUGGAGCUCUAUGUUUUAAUUCUGACAGUAAGAUAUUUGCAAGUUGUAAAGGGAGAAGUAAUGAGUAUGGGAUUGGUGUCUGGGAUCAAGUUACCGGCAAACAGAUUGAUUUCUUCUAUGAAUCACUAGGUUGGUCACUUGGGGAUGCUGAUAAAAUUCAAUGGUUGAAUGGGAGUAAUUGUUUGUUGGUUGCCACUUUGUUCCCAAGGAAGGAUAACUGUUACAUUAGUCUUUUGGAUUUCAGAGAUAAAACUAUGGUAUGGUCAUGGUCAGAUAUCGGAGCGCCUAUAACGGUAGACGAGAAACGCGUCCGCGAUGCAAUUGCAAUGGAAGAGAGCAAUUCGAUAUGCGUUGUUAAUGAGUAUGAAGAUUUGGGGUUUAUGGAUUUGAGAAGUGGUGUUGGUAGCAUUAGAUGGAGUUCUAGAAGUCGUCUGACGAAAGGUAAAAUGCAUGAUGAACCUUGUUAUCCUAAGUUAACAUUACAUCAAGGACAACUCUUUUCUUCAAUGAAUGAUAGUAUAUCUGUUUUUAGUGGUCCUGAUUGGGUGCUGACAUCCAGUUUGAGAAGAAGUUAUGGUGGUUCAAUCUGUGAUUUCUCCAUUGGUGGUGACCGGCUUUUCGCUCUUCACAGCGAGGAGAAUGUUUUCGACGUGUGGGAGACUCCAUCUCCCCCAAUUAUUUGACAUUAAACAGUUGGUAGUAGCAGUAGUAGUAGUAACAAGACAACAGUAAUGACAUAGGUGGAUCAAAACAUACCUAUACACAGUGAUUUAGGAUGGAUUUUUUAUAUUGAUACCCAAUAAAAUGAAUGAAAAAAGAAAACUGAUUAUUUUUGCUCAUAUAUGGAAGUGGACUUGGUGUUCUUUUUUUGUCAAAGAGUAUCUCUUUCUGUUGACAUCAGCCAGCAAAUAGCGCGUUUUCUAUCAUUUUUCGGUUUUUGGAUUGAACAGAGGAAGAAUGUUUCAGAUGUUUUUCUUUUUCUUCUUUUUUUGCUCCUUUCUCUUUCACUUAUCUGGAUAACUACUUGAUGCCAUUAUCCUUACAGCUUUGGUUGCAGAAAGAAUUUGUCCAUCAAAAAUGCUUUUUAUUUUUCCAUG
Molecule: messenger RNA, 2105 nt
Organism: Papaver somniferum (opium poppy)
Lineage: Eukaryota; Viridiplantae; Streptophyta; Magnoliopsida; Ranunculales; Papaveraceae
Product: BTB/POZ domain-containing protein At2g24240-like
Exons: 1
Coding region: 363-1691 (442 amino acids)
Biological process (GO): protein homooligomerization
Molecular function (GO): protein binding
Source: RefSeq, a predicted model, not a curated record